AUGUCUAAAGUUAUAAGAAAAGUCAAGAUUACGGUUCCAUGUUCUUCAUCAAACAUUGGACCAGGGUUUGACGUACUCGGAAUAACAUUAUCAAUGUUCUUAACGCUCGACAUUGAAUUUCUCGAACCCUUACCAACCAGCACCAACAAAACUGUUAACUACACGAAUGAAACAACACUCGACUACACAGGAGAAGGAAGUGAAAGUGUUUCAUUAAAACCGACAGAAAACCUAAUUACCAAAACUGCACUUUACGUUCUCGCAAGUCACAAAAUUUAUGGAUUUCCAGUUCCACUGCACAUUCACGUCAAUAAUCCAAUACCUAUGGGACGUGGACUUGGUUCUUCGGGUGCUGCUGUUGUAGCGGGAGUUUUGUUAGGAAAUGUGGUAGGGGAGUUGGGUUUGAGUAAAGAUAGAUUAUUAGAUUUUACGUUGAUGGUGGAACGGCAUCCUGACAAUGUUACCGCAGCGUUGAUAGGUGGAUUUAUUGCCUCGUAUCUGAGAGAAUUGGAACCGGAAGAUACCAAUGUGCCACAUUCCGAAGAACCAAUUAGUGUUAUUGGUGCUAGCAAACCACCGACUGUUCCUUCGGGAAUUGGACAUUAUAUUAGAUUGAGUUGGGCAAAAGAGAUUAAAGCUAUCACUAUUAUACCAGAUUUUGAGAUUGCCACUGCGACUGCGCGUAGUGUACUACCGGAUGCAUAUCAAAGGAAUGAUGUUGUAUUUAAUUUACAACGAUUAGCAGUGUUGACAAGUGCACUUGCACGAUCACCUCCAGAUCCGUAUCUGAUAUUUCAAGCAAUGCAAGAUAAAGUACAUCAGCCAUAUCGAAAAAAUUUGAUCCCCGGACUAUCACACAUUAUAUCAAAUGUCACACCAAGAACACAUCCAGGUUUACUAGGUAUCUGUCUAAGCGGUGCUGGGCCUACUAUACUUGCACUAGCGACUCAUAACUUUGAUAUGAUUUCUAGUGCGAUCACUCAAGCUUUUCUUGAGGAAGGCAUCAGUACUCAGGUAAAGCUUUUGGAGGUUACAGAGAAGGGCGCCAGUGCCGAGGAAGGUCAAUUAUAA
Ambispora gerdemannii is the source of this 1071-nucleotide messenger RNA. The record is from the annotation of a GenBank genome assembly. Lineage: Eukaryota; Fungi; Glomeromycota; Glomeromycetes; Archaeosporales; Ambisporaceae.